AUAAUCAGAGUCAUGCGGCAUGUUUAUUAGAAUAUAAGUAUUAACUGUUCAUCUAUGCCAGACAGCAAAUAAUUCAAAUUUACUUGUUAUCAGGAAAUUUGAUAAAAAUAAGAACAAAUACCAGAUGGCGGAAGGUGAUCCAUGGCGUGAUACGGCGGAGCAUGGAGGUAUCCCACGUAACAGCGGCCUUUACAGUCGUCACUCUAUAGCUCAGUGUGAAAAUGCCUCACUAGAGAUGUGCACUCUGAUGAACUGUCUCGGUUAUGGGCCUCACAUCAGACAGGCACGGAGAGACGCCCACAGGGAACGUGAUAGGCUGAUGAAUGCUCAAGAGCCUGGUACCAAAACGGUGAUCACUUCUGGUAGCAAGGCAGAGGGGCUGACACGCAUGUAUGAAAGUGACAUGGAUAUGAUGUAUGUUGUAGAAGGCAUCAUGUGUUUAGAAAAUGGUGUUGAUUCUGACAAAUUACCAAGGGAGACUACUGUGUUUACAUUAAACACCGGCGUGUGCUACCACGGACACUCAAGGCUUAAUUUACUCGGGCGACUAGGCGACAUUAUUCCAUCAAUAAUUCGUGAUGCUCUGUGUGAAGAUGAAAAUUGGCGUGUCUUCCUGAGCAGUGCUUUAUUGGUUGAUGCUCAAAGUGACAUAGCACCUACGGAAAACGAGAUUCGCCAUGAACGUGCAGGGCCAUCAAUGCCGAGUUCAUCAGGGCCAAUUCAUACAGACAAUGUCUUUUCUUUACGCUGCCAUUGUCCUGUCAUACUAUCGAGAUGGGCAGAGCGAACUCGCCAUUGGCCACCACCGGAUAUCGUUCGCAAAGUCGUAACUAUGGGAUCAUUUGUAACACCUGUUGGUUUUAAGGGUAGUGAAUAUCAACAUUUAGAAUGGAGGAUUUGUUUUAAUACUGGGGAGAAUGAACUUAUGAGCAGUCUUAAUAACACCCAGGUCUACAUUUAUGUUUUAUUGAAAAUGGUUGUUAAGGAUGUGUUAAAGCCAGUAAAGAAAGAAAUUACAUCAUACACAGUGAAAAACAUUGUUUUGUGGCUUGCGGAGAACAAUCCACAGGCACAGUUUAAUGAAAGCAAUUUGUUUUAUUGGAUUCGGGAAGGAUUGGAGAAAUUGAGAACGGCAAUAUUAAAGAUCGAACUGCCAUAUUAUAUGAUACCAGAAAGGAAUCUAAUGGCAGCAUGCGGACUGGAUGACGGAAAAAAAUGUACAUGGGAAAAUACUAUCACGGACAUGAUGAACGAAGGUUCAAAUACAUUACUAAGAUUGCCGAGGAUACGAAAGGCAAUAAUAUCGCAUCCAGAGCCACUAAUGUGGUAUAACAAGAAGAGAAUUGAGAUAGAACUGCUGCAGUUGAAGCUCUGGAACAGAAUAAUACAAUGCAAGAAUAAGAAUGGUGUGGUCAAUAUGUCGAAUCCUAUGCUGCAGGCGUUAUUUAGUCGUAGGUGUGAUUUAGUGAUAGAGGUCCAUACGAGGAUGAAUAGGAAAGGAAGUCGUUUAAAUGAUCUGAUAAAGAUAGGUGAUAUGAUGCUUAUGUAA
Dreissena polymorpha is the source of this 1549-nucleotide messenger RNA. RefSeq lists its product as uncharacterized. The record is from RefSeq and is a predicted model, not a curated record. Lineage: Eukaryota; Metazoa; Mollusca; Bivalvia; Myida; Dreissenidae. The transcript has 3 exons. Bases 125 to 1549 code for a protein of 474 amino acids.